Molecule: messenger RNA, 3499 nt
Organism: Papaver somniferum (opium poppy)
Lineage: Eukaryota; Viridiplantae; Streptophyta; Magnoliopsida; Ranunculales; Papaveraceae
Product: protein LONGIFOLIA 1-like
Exons: 4
Coding region: 460-2697 (745 amino acids)
Source: RefSeq, a predicted model, not a curated record
CAAGAACGUUAUCAUUUCGUCAUCUUUUCACAAAACAAAAUCAAAACCCUGAGCAAACUUCAACUCCCAAUGUAAGGUCGUGAACUUCUGUUCAUGAGAUAAGAAAGAAAGAGAGAGACAAUCAAGUGUCUGCCUGGCCCUGUUGUUAAUGUUUAAUGCUAGUAGUAUAGUUUUGCAUUUGUGAUGGGAUCCUGUUUUCUCGCAUCAACAUAACUCUCUAAUAUCUCUUCAUUUUGGUCAUUGCAUAUGCCCCUCUCAGCCUCUCUCUAGUCUCUAAUACUAAUACUAGUUCAGCUUUUUGAAGUUUAUAAGGUUGAUUCUGCUUUUGCUUUUUCCUACUUGUCUUUAUCACUCUGAGAUAGAGUCAUAGUCUUUUUCUUUUCUUUUUAUUUCCUUCCUCAAAACCCAACUUUUCCUUUGUUUCUCUUUUGUCUACUGCUCUUCUACCAAUCCAACACUAUGGGCAGAGAAAGCAAGUAUAGAGUUUUAGGUGGUGGGAGUAACUCUAAUAAGAGUAGUAGUAAUCAAAAGCAGCAGCAGAAAUUAUCAUCAUCAUCAUCAUCAUCAACGACUAAUGCUAAGACUACUGAAAGGCAGAGUACUAAAAAAUCAUCAUCAUCAGCAGCAGCAUCAUUUCUAGAAAGCAGUAGUAGUAAUAGUGCUGGUGUUCCUUUAGGUUGUAUGAGUGGUGUUUUUAAUUUGUUUGAUUUUCAGUUUUCUUCGUUUAAUCAUCAAAUGUGUUUCAAACCCAACAACACUGUCUCCCGACAUGAACAUGAAGAUAAACCUCAAAAACCCAUUCAAGGUGUUGAAGCACCGAGGAAUAGUUUGGAAUCAGAUAAUGAAACAUUCAUUUCUUCUUCAUCAGAAAUGAAAGAAGAAGAUUUUGGUUUCCCGAAUAUUGGAAUUCGGGUACAUACGAAAGUUGGUAGAAAAGAAGGACAUUCAGAGUUUUCAUCUUCAGAAUCGAGUAAUUCCCCGUGCAUUAAAACUCCAAGUCUGGUAGCAAGAUUAAUGGGUUUAGAUAGUCCAUUACCUGAUCAAUCACCAACACCACCAUCAUCAACCUCUUCAAUCCCCGGAAAAACAAUCAAAACUCAUCGCCGUUAUCAAUACCUACAAGAAUCCAUCAAUGCAAGAGGAGGAGGAGGAAGAGGAUUUGAUUCCAGAUCCUUACCUGAUGAUACACCAAGAAUUUCAUCAGCAAGAAAAUCAGAUGUUUAUUUUGAUCCAAGUAGACUUUCAUUACAAAUUAAUAAAGAAAAUGAUCAGGAAUCUGAUUAUUUCAGUAGUAGAUCAUCAAUUGAUUCAGUUGCUUCGUUGAAUUCUUUGAUUCUGAAGAAGAAAUUAGCAGCGAGAAAACGAGGAGAAUCGAAUGAAACAGAGAAUGUUACAAGGAGUCCUAGUCAUUAUGCCAGACAGAUUGUUAAACAAGUUAAAGAAAGUGUUAGCAGAAAAAUGGGAAGAGACAUCACAAAUAUCACCACCAGUAACGUUUCCACCACCACCAGGAAAUCCUCCGUCGAACCAGAGUUAGUUACCGUUAUCAAACCGAAAAGGCCGAGCAGCCGCUUAAACAGAAAUGGUGGUGGUGGUAAUGAUCAAGAUUUAAUAUCAUCGUCGUGUUCACCUCGUCUUCGAUUUCUGGAAACUAAGAAUGUUAACAACAGCAAAUCAGUUGUUUCUUCUAAUUCUUCUUCAACGACACCAGGAGCAGCCUCUGUUUUUCGGCAAGAUCAGUACGAUUCGAUAAAAGAUUCUCCGCGACUCGUAGUAUCAAAAGCAAGCUCAAUUUCAUCUCCAAAACCGUUACCAUUACCAUCACCACCAUUACCAAAACCGACGACCAUUACAGCAUCCAGACAUUCUUCGAAACCAAAAUUACCUCAACAUCAAACAAUGGAGAAAUGCAAGAAAGCAAGUUGCGAAAGAUUUACACAGCGGAAAGAAAAAUCUCCACUACCAACUAAUAAAUCAAGUUUGAAUUUAUCAGCUCAUAAGAAAUGCAAGAAAUCUUUAUCUCCAUCUCCGUCUCCGUCUUCGCCAUUGGCCGAAGAUGAGAAAAACAUCGUAAUUUCAACAAAAUCAGUGAUACAUUCCAAUUCUACUUCGUUUCUAGUGCGGUACGACAAUCAUCGGCAACGAGAAGAUAAACUCAGCGCAGAAUUCCGGUACGUAAGCCGUAUAUUAAAAUGUACGGGUAUUGAACCCGACACGGUAGUUUCUAUAACUCGUUGGUUUUCACCUUCACAUCCACUUGAUCCAUCAAUGUUCAAUCAUCUCGAAGAUUUCUACAACAGUACUAGUAGUAGUACUAAUGGGCAUCAUCAGAACCGGUCGAACCGUAGAUUACUUUUCAAUCUAGUCGAUGAAAUUCUAGUCGGCAUUUUGAGAUCGUACCUAAAUAUGAAGCCAUGGAUGAACACCACAAUGAACAAUUAUUUGAUAAAGAAGAAGAAAUUAAUGAGAGGAGAUCAACUUCUGAAGGAAAUUUGCAAGCAAAUCGAGAAAUCUCCUUGUGCUAAUUGUUUGAUCCUUCAAGAUAUUGAUGCGUUAAUUGAGAAGGAUUUACCUCACAAUGCGAAUUUACGCACUGUGCCGGUUCUGGAAGAAGGGGAAUCGAUUGUUUGUGAAAUCGAGCGAGAUAUUCUUGACUCGCUCGUUCAUGAACUCGCUCUCAUGGCUUUUCAUGGUUAACUCAGUUCGUUAACUCGGGUUUUUUGAAAUUAAAUUCUGGUGACGUCAGAUUCCAAACGGUUUUUUUCCGUACAGAAACGGCGCAAUACCGAACCACGUGACCAGAUGCUGUUAGAGAGUUCGUGGGGCCCAAGAGAGUACAGUUGACGCCUCAGAUUCGACCACGUCGUGUGUAAGAUGAGAUCAGCAACAGGGAAUCUUCUUUGUGUAUCUCGAUGCAAUUUAAGGUAUAUGUGAGAAUUAUUCUUUGCCGUUGGAUUAAAACCUCUCGUUAAUCAGAUGGUAAAUAUAGUUACAUACAGAGUUCAGAAACAGAGAAAUAAGAUAAGGGUUGCAAUUAAGAGCUGCAGAAGAGUAUAAAAUAAAUAGUGAUCUUUCCCAAGAAGAAUCUGGUCAGUUUUUAUUGGAGAAAAAACAAACGGUUCAGAUUGAUUCAUUUGAUGCGAGAUCCUCUUGAUCUUACGUUCAUAGGAAUGUGUACAUAAUUCCGUUGUAGUAGCGGGAAAAAUUCAAAAAAUGUGUGUUUUGUUGUUUUUCCAUGUAAAUACUUGUUUUUUCUGUUUUUGCUAGGGAUAACAUAUUUUUGGUUUUUCAGUUGGUGUCACGUGUUUAUGUUUUUUUGGCUAUUUGAUUUGUUGAAGAUCUCGAAAACAUGGAGUCAUCGAAUGGAUGGUGUGAAGCAGUUAAAGUGAGAUGGUAGUUUGGAUGGUAUCUUUUAAGGUUUUGUGUUUGUGUGUAAAUUCUUGUACUUUUACUGUUAAAACUUAUGCAGGUGGGUCUCGAGAGAGUCGAAUCUUCUUUG